Molecule: messenger RNA, 681 nt
Organism: Trypanosoma cruzi
Lineage: Eukaryota; Euglenozoa; Kinetoplastea; Trypanosomatida; Trypanosomatidae
Product: tryparedoxin peroxidase, putative
Exons: 1
Coding region: 1-681 (226 amino acids)
Biological process (GO): response to oxidative stress; cell redox homeostasis; hydrogen peroxide catabolic process
Cellular component (GO): cytosol
Molecular function (GO): thioredoxin peroxidase activity
Source: RefSeq, a predicted model, not a curated record
AUGUUUCGUCGUAUGGCCGUGACUUCGUUGCAGAAGGGUCUUUCACGCCGAGCUUUCUGCAACACCCCGCGACUUCUUAACCUGGACUACCAAGCAUAUAAGACUGCCACGGUGCGCGAGGCAGCACCUGAGUGGGCAGGAAAGGCUGUCGUGAAUGGAAAAAUCCAGGACAUCAGCUUGAAUGACUACAAGGGCAAGUAUGUUGUUCUUCUUUUUUAUCCUAUGGAUUUUACCUUUGUGUGCCCCACGGAAAUCACAGCCUUUUCAGAUGCUCAGGCUGAAUUUGAUAAGAUUAACACCCAGGUCGUGGCUGUAUCGUGCGACAGCCAAUAUUCACACCUUGCUUGGAUAAACACUCCAAGAAAUAAAGGUGGCCUUGGGGAAAUGAGUAUUCCUGUGCUUUCUGAUCUCACCAAGGAAAUUGCCCGCGACUAUGGAGUUUUGAUCGAGGAGCAAGGGAUCUCUCUGCGCGGACUGUUCAUCAUUGACGAUAAAGGGAUUCUGCGCCACAUCACGGUGAAUGACUUACCAGUGGGCAGAAAUGUUGAAGAGGUGCUUCGGGUUGUGCAGGCGUUUCAGUAUGUGGACAAAAACGGAGAUGUAAUUCCAUGUAACUGGAGGCCAGGCAAACCGACAAUGAAAACUGAGAAGGCAAAUGAAUAUUUUGAGAAAAACGCAUAA